GGCCGCGACCCGGCCUACCCAUUCACCUUCUUCCUCCUGCUCGCUGCCCUCUCGCCUCGUCUGCCUCCGUCCCUCCACUCCGCUGGAUGCAUCCGCCCCGUCGUCGCCAACUCCCUCCUCAAACUCUACUGCGCCCGUGGCCUCCCGCCCCACGCGCGCAAGGUGUUCGACCCGGGCGCCGCCUCAUCGAACGCAAUGUUGUCCAGGCAUGGGCGCAUGGCAAGAGCGGCGACCUGCGGCAGCGCGGGAAGUGUUUGCAAGAAUGCCGGAGCGGAACCUGGCGUUGUCUUGGAGCGCAAUGGUCGACGCGCCGCUUGUGCGUGCAGGGGAGUGAGUUCGACAAGGCGCUGCGCACAUUUGACCGGAUUAUGGGGGGAGGCUUUCAAGUCAGAUGUACCGGUGCUGGUGUGUCUUGGUGUGGUCGAGAGGGAUUGAUGGGUCCAUCGGUAUCUGCAAAUGGAGGGGUUGCAGGGAGGCAAAGGGAUGGCAUGGUUGAGGCCGCGCCGGUGGACAUGUACUGCAAGUGUGGGUGCGUGGAGGAGGCGUGGUGUGUGACUGCGUUCGCCGCCGUGAAUUGUGCUGUGGAAUUCAGUGACCAGAUAGCUUGCAAUGAAUGGCCAUGGUGAGCGUGCACUUGAGUUGUUCCAAAGGAUGCUCGGAAAGGGUUUUGUGCAUAACCAGUCAUCUGUUGCGGCUUUGUGCGGUGUGCACCCACACAAGUUGUGUGGAUGAACGGAAUUUUUUCCAGUCUACCCGGCACCAUGGAGGGCUUGCAAUGAUCUAGGCACCAUGGGUUAGCUGAUCCCCUUGGGCGUGCAGGAGGCUGAAACUGUGCUGUUGGAUAUGCCAAUGUAGACAUGCGCAUCGCAGUAGGGUGCGCUGAUGUCUUCAUGCCGGAUGCACGAUUAUAUUACUGUUGGUGAACUCGUGUAGGGAAGUGGCUCACUGAGCUAGAGCCACAACAUGAUGGACGUUAUGCCUUUCUGCUCAACUUCUAUGCAGUCAAGGGCCGAUGGGAAGAUGCAAGAGCCAUUCCGCAGAAGAUGGUGGAGCAGGGAGCCAACAAAGAGGCAGGUUUGAGCUUAAUGGAGUGAAAUGGUUGGUUCCCUGAGUUACACCCUGGAAAAUGCAGAUCUAUGCACUGUCGGAAGAUACUAAUAUCUCCUACUGGUGUAAGUGCUUGUGAGUGUGCAAGAGAAAAAAAGAGAAGGAUCUGCCUCGAGCCCUCAACGUCUGACAGUAGUGCUCUCUGUCAACUGGCUAUCUAAGGCGGCUUCAUGUUCUCCGGCGGCAAGAAUGCAAGCUAGCCACAUGAACCCCAUCACACUUCUUCUGCACAUGUUAGUGUUUGUUCUUCUGCUCCACUUGCUACCUACAGCGACUGCUGGUGCUGUUCAACUGCAACUUAUUGUUGCCAUAACAAGAACCUGAAGGAGAGGACGGGCAGGGUCUGACGCCAUGAAGGCAAAGCAAGCACGAUGUACAUGGCAGUUGGAUGAAGAUGAGGUUGAGUUGAGUUGACUUGUGGGCUAUUUAUUUGACUUGGACGAAGAUGGGGUUGAGGAGAGUUGGCAUAAAUCCUUCCCCAAAGGGCACAAAUCAACACAAGAAGAUAGAUACAUGGGUGCUACUGCUUUCUUGUACAUCUUGCUGUCCCUCUGGGUUCAGGAUGCAGCUGCCAUUCUUGGCUUCAGAAGAAGUGAUUUUCCCCAGGAUUUCGUAUUUGGAUCUGGAACCUCAGCAUAUCAAUAUGAGGGUGCUGUUGCUGAGGAUGGUAGGAGGCCAAGCUUUUGGGACACUUUCACUCAUGCAGGUAAAAUGCCAGACCAAAGCACAGGAGAUGUUACUGCAGACGGGUACCAUAAAUACAAGGAGGAUAUCAAGCUCAUAUCUGAGACAGGCCUAGAGGCCUAUAGGUUCUCCAUUUCCUGGUCAAGGCUCAUUCCAAAUGGCCGUGGAGCUGUCAAUCCAAAAGGGUUACAAUUCUAUAAUAACAUCAUAGAUGAGCUUGUGAAACAUGGUAUUCAAAUACACAUCACACUUCACCAUCUAGAUCUCCCUCAAAUUCUUGAAGACGAGUAUGGUGGAUGGUUAAGCCCCAGAAUUAUCGAAGAUUUCACGGCAUAUGCGGAUGUUUGCUUCAGGGAGUUUGGAGGCAGAGUCACUUACUGGACUACAGUGAACGAGCCAAACAUUGGUGCAAUUGCCGCUUACGGCAGUGGUCAAUUACCACCUGGUCGAUGCUCAGAUCCAUUUGGAAUAACAAAGUGCACAGCUGGGAACUCCAGCACUGAACCAUACAUAGCAGUUCAUACUUACUUAUUGGCGCAUGCAUCAGUUGCCAGACUGUACAGAGAAAAGUAUCAAGCUGUGCAAAAAGGAGUUGUGGGCAUAAAUAUCUACUCCUUCUGGAGUUACCCAUUCACAGAUUCCACCGCAGAUUUAGAAGCAACUCAAAGAUGCAAGGAUUUCAUGUUUGGCUGGAUACUAGAGCCUUUGGUGUUUGGGGACUACCCAGAGGUGAUGAAGAAAAAUGUUGGCUCUCGUCUUCCAUCCUUCACAAAAGUCCAGUCUGAACUUAUCAAGGGUUCUUUUGAUUUUAUCGGAUUAAAUCACUACUUUUCUCUCUAUGUGAGUGACCGCCAGACAGAACCAGGUAUCCGAGACUACAACAGGGACAUGUCAAUUUAUUACAGAGCUUCUAGGACAGAACCACCUGCUGGUCAGGGAGCCCCAACAAAUGUUCCAAGUGAUCCCAAAGGGUUGCAACUUGUCCUCGGGUACCUGAAGGAAACCUAUGGGAUAACUCAACUUUAUGUCCACGAGAAUGGUGUGGGAUCUGCCAACGACAGCCUUGAUGAUGCUUACAGGGUUGAUUACCUGAGCAGCUACAUGGGAAGCACACUAGAUGCAAUAAGGAAUGGGGUUAAUGUGAGGGGUUAUUUCGCCUGGGCACUCAUGGAUCUAUUCGAGCUCCUGGCAGGAUACGAGUCCAAGUACGGCCUGUACCGCGUGGAUUUUGAUGACGAAAGGAGGCCGCGGCAAGCCAGGCUCUCUGCUCGCUGGUACUCCAGCUUCCUGAAAAAGAAUGGAUCCUCUAUUCGAGUACCAAGGGUGCAGGAGGACCUGAGGUUGACGACCAUCUUCUAAUUUGGUGCUCCGGCGUCACAUGUAUGUAUGCACGCACCUGUCGAAGUCUAACAAAAGGCCACUCUAUUGAGCAGCAGAUUCUUCAACUUUAUUUUCUGAAAAUAAGGGGGCGUGAGAGGAAGAACUGGUAGCCAGACGGCCCGGGAAGAAGUAUGUUUAGCUGACUUGUGGGCUGUUUUGUCACUACAGGGGUGACUUCCCCGCUAUUUGUAGGAAUUGCAAGUCAAACAUUACAAGUGUAAGUUUUUUUUUUUUGCGGAAAUUACAAGUGUAAGUUGAUGGCGACGAAAACAACCCAAGGAACUAACCGAGGAUGAAAAAUACAAGUUCCCUUUUUUAAACUUAUGAAAAUUGGGAAGUUAAUUGGCUAUGGCUGUUA
Molecule: messenger RNA, 3529 nt
Organism: Aegilops tauschii subsp. strangulata
Lineage: Eukaryota; Viridiplantae; Streptophyta; Magnoliopsida; Poales; Poaceae
Product: beta-glucosidase 5
Biological process (GO): carbohydrate metabolic process
Molecular function (GO): beta-glucosidase activity
Source: RefSeq, a predicted model, not a curated record